Elgaria multicarinata webbii is the source of this 1795-nucleotide messenger RNA. It is a transcript of the gene CCDC149, whose product is annotated as coiled-coil domain containing 149. The transcript has 12 exons. The coding region runs from base 150 to 1712 and encodes 520 amino acids. Lineage: Eukaryota; Metazoa; Chordata; Lepidosauria; Squamata; Anguidae. The record is from RefSeq and is a predicted model, not a curated record.
UGAACCCCAACCGCACCGAGAGCGACUGGCAGGGACUGGUGAGCGAGUAUCUGGUGUGUAAAAGGAAGCUAGAAAGUAAGAAGGAAGCCCUACUAAUUCUUUCCAAGGAGUUGGAUACAUGUCAACAGGAAAGGGACCAGUACAAGCUUAUGGCUAAUCAACUACGGGAAAAGCACCAGUCGUUGAAAAAGAAAUACCGGGAACUCAUCGAUGGUGACCCAUCUCUUCCUCCUGAGAAAAGAAAACAGGCUAAUCUUGCCCAACUCCUGAGUGAUUCUCGGGAUCGAAAUAAGCACCUGGGAGAAGAAAUCAAAGAACUUCAGCAGAGGCUGGGAGAAGUGCAAGGGGACAAUAAGCUCCUUCGGAUGACAAUAGCAAAACAAAGACUUGGCGACGAGGAAGUUGGGGCACGCCACUUUGCGCCCCAUGAGCGUGAAGACCUUGUCCAGCAGUUGGAGAAAGCACGAGAACAAAUUGAGACUCUGCAACAUGAUCUUCAAGCAGUGUUGGAUGAGCUCCAAGAUGUAAAAGAGGAGCGCACUUUUUACCAAGAUAAGACUGACAGAUUAAACCAAGAGCUUAACCAUGUCCUCGGGGGACACGUAAACCGCAUUAUUGAUGUUGAUGCGCUUUGUAUGGAGAACAGAUACCUUCAUGAGCGAUUAAAGCAAAUUCAGGAAGAGGUCAACAUUCUCAAAUCGAAUAUUGUGAAGUAUAAAAAUGCUCUAGAAAGAAGGAAAAAUUCCAAGACUCAUAGUAAAUCAAAUAGCAGUGCACUAACUGGAGUCCUUUCUGCAAAGCAAGUCCAAGAGCUCUUAUCAGAAGAUCAUGGAUGUAGCCUACCAGCCACACCACAGUCCAUUUCUGAUCUUAAAUCUUUGGCCACUGCUUUACUAGAGACAAUCCAUGAGAAAAACAUGGUCAUUCAGCAUCAAAGGCAAACCAACAAAAUCCUAGGCAAUCGUGUCGCAGAGUUGGAGAAAAAGUUGAGAACUUUAGAAGUCUCUGGUUUGUGGAGCCUUCCAGGUGGCAAGGAUACCAUAACCUUCAAUGACCCCACUCUUCCUGUUAUUCAGAGGUCUCGAUCACCGUUGCUAACUCUCACUGAUGAGCUGGAGCAGAAGACAGAAGGAGAACAAACCAAGGAACUGGAGGAAAUGUCUACUGUUAAAAGAGAAUUGAUAUUUCCAGAGGAAACAGCUGCAGUUCCUGAAGAUUCCCACACAAACCAAAACAACGGUAACAAAACCAAUCAUUUUCACCCCUCAUUACCCCAGUUUCCUUGUGAGGAAGAGGAUGUAAAUGGCUUUGGGAAUGAGAUCAUAAAGCUGACAGAAGAGCAGACGGCUGCGGAACUGGAAGGGAGCAGAGCAGAACGUCUGACAGAGAGCCAGACAGCGGGUCAGCCAGACCUCAGCAGCUUAUCUGAAGGCGAAUCCCCCUUGCCCAGCCCUCAUCCCUCUGACUACACAGAACCAUCCAUCCUAGAGAAUGGACAUGCGAACGACAGCCAGGCUGUGGAAGGCGAGAGAGACGCCUCAGAAGGCGACGCUGAGAACACUGGUGAGGAAAAGGACGUGCGUGGCGGCACACUGGACGUGACAGAGAAUGAAAAACGAACGCUUUCAACCCCAGACUUAAGUAACAUUCCAGAUGAUAACCCUGACGUGGCGAAGGUGAGAGACCACCGUCCUGAUCUCGACUCACUGUGAACAUUUUGACCAUGGCCUUGCUUGCUGGAGGAAUGUUUGCUUACCCGAGUUGCCUCCUUGUUUGUCUGUUGAAAAGAUUUCCA